Molecule: messenger RNA, 2838 nt
Organism: Crotalus tigris (Tiger rattlesnake)
Lineage: Eukaryota; Metazoa; Chordata; Lepidosauria; Squamata; Viperidae
Gene: RAB12
Product: RAB12, member RAS oncogene family
Exons: 6
Coding region: 222-1067 (281 amino acids)
Biological process (GO): regulation of exocytosis; protein secretion; cellular response to insulin stimulus
Cellular component (GO): synaptic vesicle; endosome; plasma membrane
Molecular function (GO): GTPase activity; GTP binding
Source: RefSeq, a predicted model, not a curated record
GCCGCAAGGGGGCGCAUCUUGCCAUCCACCGUCCCGGGCCGCCUCUGGCUUCACUUCCGGGCGGUUGCACCCACUGUCUGGACCUCGGUUUUCUAUUUUCUGUUUCUUCUCCUCUUCUCAGGCCGGGGCAAAGUGUCGCUCACGGCGGGCGAGGGCAGCCGGUCUCGGGCCGGGCCCUGACUGAGGUGGCGGGGAGUGGGCCGCGCGAGCCGCAUGAGUGGAUGGAGCCGGGCUCUGGGCUGCAGCGGAGGGGGCCGGGGCUCGGCGGAGGCGGGCUGGGCUCGGCCGGGGUCUCUCCCGCGCUGUCGGGGCCUCAGGCCCGCCGCAGGAAACAGCCGCCGCGGCCGGCCGACUUCAAGCUGCAGGUGAUCAUCAUAGGCUCGCGAGGCGUCGGCAAGACCAGCCUGAUGGAGCGCUUCACGGACGACACUUUCUGCGAGGCCUGCAAGUCCACCGUAGGUGUUGAUUUUAAAAUCAAAACAGUAGAGCUAAGAGGAAAGAAAAUUAGAUUACAAAUCUGGGACACAGCAGGUCAAGAAAGAUUCAACAGCAUUACCUCAGCUUAUUACAGAAGUGCCAAGGGAAUAAUAUUGGUAUAUGACAUCACAAAGAAGGAGACAUUUGAUGAUUUGCCAAAAUGGAUGAAAAUGAUUGAUAAGUAUGCCUCAGAAGAUGCAGAGCUACUAUUGGUUGGAAAUAAGUUAGACUGUGAAGUGGACAGAGAGAUUAGUCGGCAACAAGGAGAAAAAUUUGCUCAGCAGAUAACUGGGAUGCGUUUCUGUGAAGCUAGUGCCAAGGAUAAUUUUAAUGUGGAUGAAAUAUUUUUAAAACUAGUUGAUGACAUUUUAAAAAAGCAUCCUGUCCCUACAGCCAGAACCAGAGAUUCCACCAGAACUGCCUCCUCCAAGACCUCAUGUCCGUUGUUGCUGACUUACUAUUGCUUCCCCCGAGUGGAAAAGAUGACAAGCAAAAAGAAAAGGGGAAAGCUGUUUCAUUCUGUACUACAAUCACGUGACAGUUGUUUGUUGCACUUUGAUUCAGAGUCAAAACUACACACUAAUUUGUAAAUAUGCAGAUAUGCAAACCUAGAUAGGAUAAGGCUGUAACUGGUUAAAUAUUGCUCUUUCCACAGAUUUUUUUUCACUUCUCUUUCCUCAGCCCUAUAAAUAUUGUACAAUUUGGUGGGAAACACAGUACUCCCAAACCUAGGAUGUAAGAAAUUAAAUGCAUACUUAAUUAUUCUCAACAUAAAUGUUGUAAUAGUCCUCAAUAUAAACAGAAUCUCUUAGUAUAUGGUGCUUUGAUAGCUUUUUUAAAGAAAAUAUUUUAAAUUUCAACUCAACAUAUAUAAAGCUUUCUGAAGCAGCAUUAUCCCUUAUAAAUUCAAAUAAAUUGCUGGUAAAACACUUCUAUGUAUGAUUAUUCAGAAGUAAGUUCUUGGUCACUGGGCUUACAGGUUUAUUCUAGGGUAGGGAUUGAUAGCCUUGAAGCCUUUGAGUGCAGUCCAUCAAGUAUCAUAGUAGGCCUCCAGUCAUUUCAACAGGUGAUUUCAGGCAGGUAUACUGAAGUGAAGAGGGAUUGUAUAGCGGCGGGAUUGAGCUCUGAACACACAGGCAAAUAGUGUCACCAGUACUUAUUUAUUUAUUAAUGUUCACCUUAGGCCAUUUGUAUGUGUGUACCAAGGCACUGUGUUCUGUGUAGUUUUUAAAGGAUGAAUUGGCACCUUGACCUAAUCAGUGUCCUCAAACAUAAAUUAAUUAGCAGUCAGAUACUGUAAAAAGCAAAGAAAUAUUUGCAAACUAUUUUUUAAAAAAGGUUUAAGAGUUAUUUCUUCUGUCAUAGACAAAUUCUUUUAAAGUUAUUUUUAAACCAUUUCCUAUGUUAUAAGGAAUAAUGUAUGUUUAUUUGUCCGAAACAAAUUCUAAGCUAAAGAGGAAUUGGCUGUAUCUUUUUGGUAUAUCUUUUAUUAAAUCUGCGCUGUGUACCUUAGUUAUGAUAAACCAGUAGUUUUGUAUUUGAAUAACUUGAUAAGUCUUUAAUGUUGUGGUAUUGAAAAGCAUUGUUGUUCUAUACUAAUGACGUGCCAAUAAACUUUUGUAUUUAUGAAUGACAGUCGAACUGCAUCUCUUACUGGAAUGCCAAAUCUCAAAUACUCUUCUCCCAAGGACCCAAUUUUGAGAGAAAUUGAUAAAAUUAUCUCUAUAGUUGGUUAAACCUGUAUAUGUGGAUGUAUUGACUUGCAACAAAAAUCUUACGCAUGCUUUUUCAGUUGUGAAUUCCAUUGAAUUUAGUGCAAUUCAAUCCAUUAUCAGUGUUUAAGACUAAAACCCUAAUCAAGCUGCUAUCCUGCGGCUUGUUACUGUUCUUCAAGAUACUGUAGCAAAAGUAAUGAUGAUUUAUCAAUGCAUGAACUUCAAUUAUAUGUACUAGGCAAUUACUCUGAAUUCUGACUUUUCUGAAUUAUUUUUUUCAGAUUUCUGAGACAGAAAAACUACAGUUUAAGUAUACAAAAUAGUUUUUAUUGAACUUAGUACACCUUAUUUAAAUCAUUUAGGUCCAAAUAAUUAAAAAAUGCACAAUCGAAAUGUAUUUCUUCUACCACAAUGUGCCUAUACAAGUGUCAUUCUUCAUACAGAUACUUUAAGGCUUUCUACCAUAAUUGAUUAGAUGAAGUUUGCCAUUUUUGUACCACUGUAAACUUGUAUUAUAGGUGAUAACAAUGAAAACAGACUUAUGGACAAUACAUUUAAACUUGAUAAACAUUUAGGUGAUUUUUUUCCCUGUAUUUAAAAUGUGUUGUUUGCUUUCAAUUCUUGAAUAAAAGUAUAAGAAAACAAA